UAGUGAAAGAGACUUUCAGCAAAAAUCUUUACAAAAUGGUGAAAAAGUUCAUUCAAGCCUUAGUCGCAAUUGGAGCACUGGCAGCAUGUGUUCAGUGUGAGAUUGAAAUGAGAAACUUCACUCAGCCCUUGGAUCAUUUUGAUGAGAACUGCACGGAAACCUGGGACAAUACCUACUACAUUGAUGAAUCCUUCUACCAACCCGGUGGACCGAUCUUCCUCUACGUGGGAGACAUGCAGUUCUUCUACACCUAUGCUCGCCUCAAUUCUAGUCACUUUACUGAUAUAGCCAGGGAAGUUGGAGCUUUGCUCAUUGGUACUGAGCACAGAUACUUCGGCGAGAGUCGUCCUGUUCCUGAUCUAAGCAUUGAAAACCUUGUUUAUCUGACUUCAUCCCAAGCUUUGGAAGACAUGGCUGCUCUUGUUCGCUUCAUUAAAUCAUCUUCACCUGAUCUCGAAGAAGCCAAAGUCAUUGCAGCUGGUAUUGGGCAAGGAGGAGCUUUGGCAACGUGGUUAAGACAAGGAUAUCCUGAUCUAAUUGAUGGAGCCUGGGCUUCAAGUGCUAAACUCAAUGCAAUUGUAAACUUUGGAGAGUUCCACGAGACAACCACGCAAUCAGUAAGAAUUUACGGAGGAGUUUUGUGCUACGACAACAUGGUUACAGCUUUUUCAAUGCUUGAAGAUGUCUUCGAAGCGAGAAACUACACGAAAUUAAUGGAAGUCUUUAAAAUGUGUGAAAAUGAGGAUGAUUACGAUGAAGAAUUAGCCGGAGCUCUCUUCUUUGGAACAAUAGCAACAACCAUUGGAGUGUACAUCAGUAUGCUUCACGCGUCUGGAAUUACCAGUUUCUGUGGUUACUUGGACAGAGGUGAAGAUCCACUGAUGGGUCUUUCCGAUUGGAUCUACUACACCAUUUACAACGCACAGGGUUGUGUUCCUGGCAGUUUUGAUGAUCUUAUUGGGAUCUACAUGGAUCCAGAAUGGUCGUCUGUUGGUGCCCUUAUUGGAGGACGGCAGCAAGUUUGGCAAGUUUGCCAUGAAUUCGGCUGGUUCAGAUCAUCCGAUGCAUCAGAUCAUCCAUUUGGACAUCGUUUCCCAUAUGAUAUCAUGUUUGAACAGUGUGGAUAUCUUCUCAAUUGGACGAUUUCGAAUGAAGAUAUUCGGAAUAACAUCGACAAUACCAAUGCCCUAUUCGGCGGACUGACUCCCAAUGUAACCAGAGUUUACUUCACGAAUGGAGAAUUGGAUUCAGACAAAAGGCUUUCAAUCUUGCAAGAUCUGAAUGAUGAAGCACCAGCCGAUGUUAUUCCUUACUUUGGUUACGGAGCUGAUUUUGCCUCAAUGGACACAACAGUUUUCGAAGGUUUAAGACAUAUUCAGGAGCGUGUGAGGAGUCUUAUAUUCCAAUGGUUGGAAAUAGAUGACGGAGAAACAGAAACAACAACUGAGGAAAUUGAAACGACAACCCCAAGUAACAUCACGUCUUAUGACUAAACAAAUCAUUAAAUUAGGUUUGUUUAAUUUUUGGAAUCUUUCUUAAAUUAAAAUGAAUCUUUCUCAAAGUUUUCUACUAACUAACGUAGGAUUAUGAAUUGCGUAAAAUAAAUGAAAAUUCUUUGUUAAAAA
Messenger RNA from Lutzomyia longipalpis, 1625 nucleotides. Its product is annotated as putative serine protease K12H4.7. Bases 36 to 1493 code for a protein of 485 amino acids. The transcript has 3 exons. Gene Ontology annotation, biological process: proteolysis. Gene Ontology annotation, molecular function: serine-type exopeptidase activity; dipeptidyl-peptidase activity. The record is from RefSeq and is a predicted model, not a curated record. NCBI's taxonomy places the organism in Eukaryota, Metazoa, Arthropoda, Insecta, Diptera, Psychodidae.